AUUUUUCUCAAUGCCCGCCAUUUCAUUUCAUUUAUUUUCUCUAUCUCUGUCUCUGUUUGCUUUCUAUUUAAAUUUUGUUUUCUCUCUGAUUGUUCGUGUUUCUCUAGUUCUGUGCUCAUAUUUAUGGAUUCUUCUCUAUAUCUGUGUUUGUUUGCUCUGUUUUCGUAUUUUGAUUUUGUUUUCUCUCUGAGUUUUUUAGUUCUCUGUUUCUCUCCGUGUUUGUGUUCGUUUAUACCUGUGUUAGUGCUUCUAUGUUCUUUAUAUGUGUGUUUAUAUUUGUCUAUAUCUCUCUCAGUGUAUUUUGUGUUUCAGUGUUUGUGAUUUUGUGAGUGUCUUUCUUUAGGUCAGUAAUAUUUGUGAUUUUGUGCAAAAUCAGUGUUUAUGUUGAGUGCGAAUGUGUUCGUGUUAGUAAUUUUUGUUUUUGUGUUUCUCUUGUGAGUGGAUUUGUCUGGCUAGUCGUGAUUUUGUUUUUUUCUACAUGUGUUUGUGAAUUUUUAGUUUCUCUGAGAGUUUUUUUGUGUGCUUUGCGGCUUGAUUUGAUUUGGGUUCUAGGUUUUGUGUAUGUGGUUUUGUGUCCUUUCUUUUGUGAUUUUGUGUAAUUUUGGGUGUGAAACGUUUUUGUAUUUUUGUGUCUUAGUGUUUGUGGAUUUGUGUAUUUUUUUCCUUAGUGUUUGUCUGUCUUUUAGUUUGUAGGUGUCUUCUUUGUGAGUGUAUUUGUGUGAGUAAUUUUUGCUUUGUUUUUCUCUUUUAAAUGGGUUUGUGUGCCUAGUUGUGUUUUUUAUUUUUUAGCUACGUGUUUGUGAAUUUUCAGUUAUUCUGAGAAUCUUUUUAUGAGCUUUGAGUUUUUUGGGUUUGUAGUUUGAUUUGAUUGGGUUCUAGGUAGGUAUUGCGCUUGAUUGUUGGUACAAUUUUCAUGUAAGUUUUGAGCAUUUUUUGUGUGAUUGGUGAAUGAUUAGUCUUAGAUUUCAUAUCUAAACAACUGAAUAGUUUUUGAUUUUUUAUUUGAAUAUCUUUAUACUUCCUCAGUUGUGUGUGUACAUUUGCGCCCUCGAUUGCCCGAAUUUCUUGAUGUUACAGCCAAGCAACUAGUUAGUAAACCUGUUUUCAUGGUUUCCUUUUUAUUUAGUUGGUUGUAGAUUUACCUAAUAUACGUAUAUCACAUAGCACACCAAAGCUCAAGGAAACUGUCUGUUGCAAAUAGUUCUUGUUGGGCUACUGGAGAAUUAGCAGUCAAGGUUCGUCAAGAGAUUUUCCAAUUGUUGUGACUCUUAUAUCAAGUUUAGUAUAAUUCCUUCAAUAUCCAGAGAAAAUAGUGCAAUCACACUUGGGAGGCUUGCAUGGGUCUGUCCUGAGAUUGCAUCACCUCAUGUGGAGAAUUUCAUGCAAUCAUGGAUUCAUGAUGAUAUUAAAAAGGAGGAUGCUUUCCAAGGCCUAUGCGCAAUGGAAAUCAGGAGUAAAGUGCUACACAGUGAACUUUGUCAAGUGUUGCAUGGCUAUAAACAGACAUUACAAGACUCAAUUUCAGCAAAUGAAUAAUAGGAAAGAGGAAGUUUGGCAAGCACAGCGGUGGGGGAGAAUCCAUAAUCUUCUUCUUGAGGGAGGCCUUACAUAUAAUGCAAUCAGCGAGUCUCUUGCAAAGUCCACUGUUGCUUUUACUGAUGGUGUUUUUGAGCUAUUGGAAUUUCUUGAGGCGAGAGACAUUCAUGUUCUCAUAUUUUCAGCGGGUAUCAUAGAGGAGGUCCUCAGGCUGAAACUUCACAGGUCUUUUAAAAAUGUCAAAGUUGUCUCAAAUAGAGUGGUAUUUGACAAUGACGCCCUCAUUUCUUUUAAAGGUCCUCCUAAUAUUGAGUUGUAAAUAUCUUAUCAGAUUGGCCCAUAAUGCUAUGAAAUUCCACAAGCUGCUCGGAGCAUUAUGUGUUCACAAAGAUUGAAAAAUCAGGAACCUACCAGCUAUUUGGAGAUAUGUGGGAGAUUGAAAAAUGGGUUUGCUUGUAUCUACUACUUAGAGAUUUAGUUAUUUUUUUGAUUUUUGGUUAUUGGGUGUUGUGUAUCUACUUAUGGUUAUAUGACCUUCCAGGAUUUCGUUAGAUUGUGGAGCAAUAUGAAAAAAGUAGGUUUCUUCUUAAA
Molecule: messenger RNA, 2127 nt
Organism: Mercurialis annua (annual mercury)
Lineage: Eukaryota; Viridiplantae; Streptophyta; Magnoliopsida; Malpighiales; Euphorbiaceae
Exons: 11
Coding region: 1367-1855 (162 amino acids)
Cellular component (GO): cytoplasm
Molecular function (GO): 5'-nucleotidase activity; magnesium ion binding
Source: RefSeq, a predicted model, not a curated record